This is a messenger RNA of Aspergillus mulundensis, 1191 nucleotides long. Its product is annotated as FPP/GGPP synthase family protein. Gene Ontology annotation, biological process: isoprenoid biosynthetic process. The transcript has 2 exons. Lineage: Eukaryota; Fungi; Ascomycota; Eurotiomycetes; Eurotiales; Aspergillaceae. The record is from RefSeq and is a predicted model, not a curated record. The coding region runs from base 1 to 1191 and encodes 396 amino acids. Gene Ontology annotation, molecular function: prenyltransferase activity.
AUGACUUCAGAUUCGCACUUUCAUCCCCCUCCGACGAUACCCCCACGGACUAGCUCCAACCGAAUGUCGGGCGUGUCUACACGAGACAAGGCAACGCUCAUGGCGCACCUCGAAAAGGACGGGCUAUCAAACGGUGACAACCUCCAAACGAACACGAAUAUGUCUCGGAGGCACACGAGAAACCAGUCGAGUCUCGAUGGGACGAAAUACAAGGACGGGAAGUGGUCACAAGAGAAGGAGGAGGUGAUCAUGGGUCCGUACGACUACAUGCUUCAACAUCCCGGGAAGGAUCUGCGGCGACAGAUGAUUAAUGCUUUCAAUGUAUGGUUGAAGGUUCCGUCCGAGAGCCUUACUAUCAUUACCAAGGUGGUGGCUAUGCUUCAUACCGCUUCGUUAUUAAUUGACGACGUCGAAGACAACUCCCUUCUUCGCCGAGGAAUCCCGGUCGCACAUAGCAUCUACGGCACUGCGCAGACUAUCAACUCGGCCAACUACGUCUACUUCCUUGCCCUUCAAGAAGUACAAAAAUUGAAGAGUCCGGCGGCCAUUGAUAUAUACGUCAAGGAGUUAUUGAACCUACACCGGGGACAAGGCAUGGAUUUGUUCUGGCGAGACACACUUACUUGUCCAAGCGAAGACGAAUAUCUUGAGAUGGUGGGGAACAAGACCGGAGGUUUGUUCCGGCUAGCAGUGAAAUUGAUGCAAGCCGAGAGCAGCACGGGAAGGGAUUGCGUGGCGCUUGUGAAUGUCAUGGGCCUAGUUUUUCAAAUAUGCGACGACUUCCUCAACCUAUCAGACACGACAUAUACUCAGAAUAAAGGACUCUGUGAAGACCUUACGGAAGGCAAAUUCUCAUUUCCCAUCAUCCACAGCAUCCGGUCAAACCCGGGGAAUCACCAGCUCAUCAACAUCCUCCGGCAAAAGACCCAAGACGAAGAGGUUAAGCGCUAUGCGCUCCAGUAUAUGGAAAGCACUGGCAGCUUCAAACACACGCAGGACGUUGUUCGGCAACUCCGUGCUAGGGCUCUGGAGCUCAUUGACGAGAUCGAGAGCAGCGGGAAUGGCAAGGAGCCGGAGGGGCACAACGACGGGUCAAUGGUCCGGGCGAUUCUUGAUAAAAUGACAGAGUCAACCUUGGCAGGUACCAAUGCGGCUCCGAAAGAUACCAACAGCAAUUGUGCUACCCAUUGA